Molecule: messenger RNA, 813 nt
Organism: Blepharisma stoltei
Lineage: Eukaryota; Ciliophora; Heterotrichea; Heterotrichida; Blepharismidae
Source: the annotation of a GenBank genome assembly
AUGAUUUUUAAAUAUGAAUUCAUAAGAAAACUUUUACCUAUAAAAAUGAGCACAUUUUUGUCAGACAUGCGGAAUACAGGAGGCAAAAAGACCAUUGUCGACUCCCUUUCAAAUCAUUAUAAGCACUUAAAUACAAUAAAACCCGUCGUUAACUCUUUUGACCCUCCACCAAAGCAUGUGAAUGCCAAAUCUCGUCCAGCUUCAAAACAAAGCAACCUUUCUGAAGUAAAAGAAACUUUCCGACGUGUAAGCUCGGUGAAAAACUCAAAAUCCUCUUUCUCAGCGCCAGAAACCUUUCACUUAUCAUCUAAAUUAAGCCAAAAUCGAGCAAAAAAGAAAAAUUCUCAGAUUACAGAUCAUGAAAACAACAUAAAAAGUAUGCAGAGAAGAAUAAAUCGGAUAGGAAGUGCAAGCGAAAGGAAGAAAAAUCCUUAUGACCCUAUAGCUCAUCCUGCAUUGCUUUUAAGAGAUAGAGAUGAAACUAAUAUUUAUAUGGUAACUGAUGAAUUUAUGCAAAAGAUGAACCAGCCUCCAUCGAUAAGCUCAGCUUAUAAUGAAAUUGCAAAUAAUAAUAAGCCAGUUAUAUCAGAUAGGCAAAGAGAGCUACUUGAGGUGCCUUAUAUUAGAUUAGCGGAGCCUGAGAAAGCUUUAGCAUUGAAAAAAGAAAUGCUUGAGAUUAUUGUAAGGAAAAGAAUUUUAAGCCAGCAAGACCUUGAAAAGUUUUGCAGCUUGGUAAGAGAACGAAAUUCUCAUAUAAAAUCAUCAGAAAUUGAUGAAGCUAUAAACUUUGUAAUAAAUCAAGUGGCUUCUUAA